Messenger RNA from Achroia grisella, 647 nucleotides. RefSeq lists its product as uncharacterized. The transcript is spliced from 6 exons. Bases 1 to 615 code for a protein of 204 amino acids. Gene Ontology annotation, cellular component: perinuclear region of cytoplasm. The record is from RefSeq and is a predicted model, not a curated record. Lineage: Eukaryota; Metazoa; Arthropoda; Insecta; Lepidoptera; Pyralidae. Gene Ontology annotation, biological process: negative regulation of translation; oogenesis. Gene Ontology annotation, molecular function: zinc ion binding; mRNA binding.
AUGGAUAUAAAAGAUCUUAAAGAUUUAUCUUAUUCUUGUAAACAAACUUUGGGAGUAUUUACACCAUUUUCUACUGCAAACAACAAAGAUUUGUCAGUAUCUUCAAUUCAAAAUAAACCCGGUGAAGACCUAGCAGAUGCAAUGCACGCGGUCAAAUUGGACCCAGCUGUAUUAGAUGUACAGGUUGCCAACAACCCGAUCAACAACAAUAAAGUUACAAAAAGCAACCAAGAAAGAAAAGCAUUGGCACAAUGUGCUCCUGCUCCGUUGACUUUCGAAAGAAUGAUGCUGAUGCAAAAAACAGCUCUAUUGUCCCUAACACCAUACCAGUUUGAACUGCUGAUGAAAUUUACGGAUACCUUAAGGCAACAGAGACGAAGUAUUCAAAGAUGUUUGGAGUGCGCGUUUUGCAAAAAUAAUGGAGAAGCAGUCUCGUGGUAUUCAAUGCACAUUUUGAAGGAUAACAGAGGACGCGUCCGCUGUCCGAUUUUACGAAACUAUACGUGUCCGUUGUGUGGUGCCACUGGCCAGCGAGCACACACUAUCAAGUAUUGUCCUGAAAAUUUUAAAAAAGAUCAAUACGAUGACGAUCUCUUUUGCUGGCCCAGUAAUUGAAAUAUAAAACAAUCUGUAUGUCUAAUAUAUGU